AUGAAGACAUCAUCAUCAAGUAUAUCAAGUAUAGCCAGAUCAAGUAAUUUAGAAUUACAAUCCACAUCACUGGCUUCUAGUAGAAUGUCAAAUGAAGAGUUGCAAAAAGAAGAAUCACACGAACAAGAAAAUCAACAUGAAGAAAAAGAAGAUGAAGUAGAAGAUGAAUUAGAAGAAGAACUGCAUGAACAAGAAGAAGAACAAGAAAUUGAAUCGCCUCAAAAGCCAAGACAAGAUUUGAUUGAUUGUUUAGAUCAAUAUGUUUUGACAAAUAGAGGUGGAAAUGGACAAACGUUUAGUAAUUUUCCUAUAAUUAUGAAAAUUCCCAUAGAUGAAGAAAAACAAACAAAAUCAAUUGUUGAAGAUGUUAUUUCACAAUGUUUAGGAAUAUCAUCAAUUUACCAUCAAGGCCAUAGUAGUAGUCAUGAAGGUGAAGACCAACAACCACAACAAGAGGAUAAAGAUGAUCAGGAAGAAGAAGAAGAAGAAGAACAUUCUUGUGAGAGUUAUAUAACAAUUGGGUUUACUACUAAAAAUGAAUUGGAUGAUUUGAUUUAUAAAUUAUAUGAAGAACAAAUUACUUUUGAUUUGGAUUAUUCAAAAUUUAUUUCUCAUCCAGGUAUACUUUUCAUUAAGAAUUUAUCAAGUAAUUUAAUGUUUGAUGAUGAUUUCACUUUGGAUUCAAUUACAAUUAAUGAAUCUACUAUUCCAAAACAUAAAUUGUUUGAGUUUUUAAUGGAUAAUUGUCACUUUAAAUCAUUAAGAGAAGUCAAGAUAUUCAAUAAUAAUAAUAAUAACAAUAAUAAUAAUAACAAUGAUCAUCAUCAUCAUCAUCAUAAUCAUAAUAAUAGUCACAAUCAUCAUAACAAUUCCCCAUCAUCUACGUCUUCAAACUUGUCAUCAUCAUUUGCAAUUGUUAAAUUUACAAAUCAUUUGGAUGUUGAUAUUUUAAUUAAGAAAUUUAACAAGUAUGUUCCUAAUAUUUUCAAUAAUAAUAAUUCAGUUCCAUUAUUUCUUAAUAAAUAUCUUAAUAGAAAAGAACGAUUUGUACCUUCAAAUUUAUCAUUAAAUUCAUCACAACAAUUGUUUUCAAAUGGUGGUGGUAAUACUACCACUAAUAAUAAUAAUUCAAAAUCAAAUGAUAAUUUCAAUCUUAUAAUUGUUGAAAAUUUAAUUAAUUUUUUACCUCAAUCAAAUUUAUCAAGAUUUGAAUUUGAAUCAUUUAUUAAUAAAUUUAAAAAUUUUGGUAAUUUUAUUGAAAUGAUUUAUUUUCCAUUGAUUGAUAAAGGAGUUAAUUUGGAUGAUAUUAAAACUUUUGAUUAUGGAUUUAUAAAAUUUAAACAACCAAAUAUUAAUUUAAUGGAAAAUACUUUACGUAUUUUAUAUUAUUUGAAUGAUUUAACCUGGGAAGAGUUUAUGGAUUUGGAUAUUGAAAAUUUACCUGGUUUGUUAGAAAAAGAUGAUGAUACUGAAGAAGAACAGGAAAUACAAAAGGAAGGAAGUGCUGAUAAUACUGAUGGUGAAGAACAACAACAAGAUGAAGGUGAAGAGGAAGAAGAUUCUCAACCAGGAAGAAUUUUAAUAACUAUUGCUCAACAUAAACAUAACCAUUAUUUGUUUGGUCAAGCUAAUAACUUUUAUUUAUCAUUGAAUAAAAAUUCAUCAAUUGGAGUUAGUUUUCCAAAUCCAAUAUUUACUAUAAAUCAAUUUUCAAGAAAUUUGAAUUAUCAAGAAACAAAUAUUUAUGUAAAUAAUUUACCAAUUGUAUUUAAUAAUGAUGAUGUUACUUGGGAAUCAUUUUGGACUCAAUUUGGUGUAAUUAAAUCAGCAAAAAUUAUUAAACCACAAUUUUAUCAUGAAGAUGAAGAUGAACAUAAAUCAGGUAAAAUUGGAUUUGUAUUUUAUAAGAAUUUUAAAAUGGCUAUUCGAGCAAUAUUAAUGACUAAUAAUAAAGUUGUUAAUGUUGAACAUUUUAAUCCAAUAAUUAUCCAAUCAUCAUUUGCUAUUCAAAAAUCAAACAAUAGUAAAGAAUUUAAACAACAACAACAACAGCAGCAGCAACAACAACAACAUCAAUUACAAUUACAGUUACAGUUACAGUUACAAUUACAACAACAAGCUCAUAAUAUUCAUAUUCCACAUCAUCACCAUCAUCAACAUAAUAAUAAUAAUAAUAACCAAAACUACCACCAUCAUCAUCAUAUUCAUCUGCAACCACUACAUCAUCUUGCACUGCAACCACAUCAUUUACCACAGAAUUUAUCCAUGCAGGGUGGUCAUAUUUAUCAUAAUUCAAAUCCUAUUAAUACAGGUCAAGGAGCAGGAGGUGUUAUCAAUAAUCAUAAUAAUCAUAAUAAUAAUAACACUAAUGGUAACAAUAAUAAUAAUAGUAGUAAUGGUAAUGGUGGUGUUGCAAUUGCCACUGCGGCAGCAAUGGCUGCAGCUGCAGCAGCUGCUGCGAAUAAUCAACCAUAUUUUGCAUAUCAACCAAUGAUUCCUUAUUAUUAUGGAUAUCAUCCAAAUCCAUAUCAAUUUACUAAUGGACUCCCACCAACUAGUGUACCUCCUCCACCACCGCCACCACCGUCAUCACAAACUCAUCAUACUAAUAAUACAGGACAUGGAAAAUCUUUAGGUGAUAAAUCCAUUGAUAGAUCAUCUGGAUCUUCAAUUCAUGCUGGUUCAAGUAGUCCCUCAGUUUCUAAUGAGAAUUUAAGUGGUAAUAAUGAUAGUGGUGGUAAUCCUCAUAAUAACAUGACGGCAUAUUCAAAUUAUUUGAUACCUACUAGAGCUUAUCCGUAUUAUUAUUUUGAAGGUCAGAAUAGUACUACCAACUCUACAGAAAAGUCAAGUAAAGAUUGA
Candida tropicalis MYA-3404 is the source of this 2862-nucleotide messenger RNA. RefSeq lists its product as uncharacterized. Gene Ontology annotation, biological process: positive regulation of DNA-templated transcription. Gene Ontology annotation, cellular component: SWI/SNF complex. Lineage: Eukaryota; Fungi; Ascomycota; Pichiomycetes; Serinales; Debaryomycetaceae. Gene Ontology annotation, molecular function: RNA binding. The transcript has a single exon. Bases 1 to 2862 code for a protein of 953 amino acids. The record is from RefSeq and is a predicted model, not a curated record.